Molecule: messenger RNA, 4182 nt
Organism: Silurus meridionalis
Lineage: Eukaryota; Metazoa; Chordata; Actinopteri; Siluriformes; Siluridae
Gene: lats1
Product: large tumor suppressor kinase 1
Exons: 8
Coding region: 274-3438 (1054 amino acids)
Biological process (GO): G1/S transition of mitotic cell cycle; regulation of organ growth; peptidyl-serine phosphorylation
Molecular function (GO): protein serine/threonine kinase activity; ATP binding; protein binding
Source: RefSeq, a predicted model, not a curated record
CGCCUACAUCCGGGUAUUCUCACUGUCCUAUUGACAGACACCGGCGGAACUCCAAGGCGACAGUGUCAAUAGAAAAGAGGCGAAAAAAAAAAGAUUGCUAAUAUUUCUGUGAAAACAAUUUCGAGAGGGAGAAAUAUAUACGAGUUAAUUAUGAUGGUCUCAAACUAAAUGGAUAUUCUGUAGCCGAGGGUGAAUCAAGUUGUUGCAACCCCUCCCACUUGAGUCAACCCAGAUCCGUUCCCAUCGUCGGCCGGCUCACUACAUGUGUCUUUCAUGAAGAGAAGCGAGAGACCCGAAGGAUCCAGGCAAAUGAGGCCAAAGACGUUUCCGGCGAGCAACUACAGCGGCAACGCUCAGCAGAUGAUGCUGCACGAGAUCCGAGAAAGCCUACGCAACAUAUCGCUGUCACGGCCCUCGGAUGCUCUCAAGGUGGAGGCGCAAGGGCGCAGCACGAACCACAAGAACCACUACCACAAAGCCUUGCAGGAGAUCCGCGAGUCGCUCUUGCCCUACUCUUACGUAACCGGGCCCGCUCCUCCAGGACAAGCCCCCGAGGUCAACGUUCAAAUGCUGCAGGAGCUGUUGGCUGCAGGGUUUGAAGAGGAGAUGGUGAUCUGGGCGCUGAAGCAGACUAACAAUCGUAGCUUGGGUGCAGCUGUGGAGUACAUCAGUAAGAUGAGCUACCAGGACCCGGGUAGGGACCCGAUGGGAGCUGUAGCAGCACGGACAACUAACACAGCCAUCAAAGCACCUGGUCCCUCACACAUUCAGCAGCCAGUUCUGCGCAGGCCGAGCUGGAAGGGCUCCAAGGAGUCUCUGGCCCCUCAGCGUCACAGUGGUCUAUACCGCUCUAACAGUCCCAGCCCUCAACCUGACCUGCCUCGACCUUCAACCUAUCCCCAGGGUCAUGCAGCCAGUGGUCAGCGGGUGAAUCCUUCACCUUCUUCAUGGGAUUCAAACCCUGCCACCAAACGCUAUUCUGGGAACUUGGACUACCUCACACCCCGUAUCUCGCCCAUUCCGCAGGGGCCAUGGGCCGAGAGUUAUUCGAACCCUCCAGCCCAGGCACAGAGGGGCAUCAGUCCAGUGCCCAUGGGGCGCCAGCCCAUUAUAAUGCAGGGAUCCGGGGGAAAUAAGUUUAACUACCCGCCCUCCUGGCCCCAGAAUGGCUCUGCGCAGGUGGACUAUGGACAUGGCAUGGGCAUGGUGGGAAGCUCAAGGCAGCCUCCCCCUCCUCCGCCAUACCCUCUGUCUCAGGUGAGUCCUACGGCGCAGCAGAUGCAGGCACCCAAUCGGAACAGUCACAACCUGGAGAUGUAUAACCUGGGGGUCCUGGCCCAGUCUCGACCUUCAGCCCAGCAGCCGCCGCCUUCUGGAAAUGGCAGCAAUCAAGAUAUUCCUCCUCCAUCUUGGCCUCACAACAUGCCCGUACGCUCUAAUUCGUUCGCCAACGCCGCACCACGUUCGCCGGCAGCCAGUUCUCAGCCUUCUGCUACCACCGUCACAGCCAUCACACAGGCACCCGUCUUGCAGCCAGUCAAGAGCACACGCGUCCCCAAGCCUGAGCUGCACACCGCUGUGGCGCCAACGCACCCACCCUGGCUUCAACAAUCACAACAACCACCACCUCCACCUUCUCCAUAUCAGGAAUCGUCCGUGCCCGCACCAGCGGUGUCCCAGAUGCCGGUCUCGGAGGUCCCCAGCUACCAGGGCCCCCCGCCUCCAUAUCCCAAGCAUCUCCUGCAACAGCAGGCACCAGCUUCGUGCCUGGCGUACGCCAAGGACGACGAGGUUGCUGACGAUGACGCGGACAAUUCCAGCACUUGCUCCGGUGAUCGCGCCGACAGCUCAGAGAUUGUCCCGGGCAGCGCUGAGCGGGAAAAGAAGCAGAUCACCACGUCGCCCGUGCCCGUGCGGAAGAACAAGCGGGACGAGGAGCGGCGAGGGGAGGGAAGGGUGCAGCUUUACUCACCACAGGCCUUCAAGUUCUACAUGGAGCAGCACGUGGAGAACAUUCUGAAGAACCACCAGCAAAGGCUGCGACGCAGAAAGCAACUGGAGAGCGAGAUGCAGCGGGUCGGUUUGUCGGAGGAUGCCCAAGAGCAAAUGCGCAUGAUGCUGUCGCAGAAAGAAUCCAACUACAUCAGACUGAAGCGUGCCAAAAUGGACAAAUCCAUGUUUGAGAAGAUCAAGACGCUUGGCGUGGGAGCGUUCGGGGAAGUAUGCCUGGCACGCAAGGUGGACACGAGCGCCCUGUACGCCAUGAAGACGCUGCGCAAGAAGGACGUGCUCCUCAGGAACCAAGUGGCGCACGUCAAGGCUGAGCGGGACAUCUUGGCCGAGGCGGACAACGAGUGGGUGGUGCGGCUUUACUACUCUUUCCAGGACAAGGACAAUCUGUACUUCGUCAUGGACUACAUCCCUGGCGGUGAUAUGAUGAGUUUGCUCAUCCGGCUAGGCGUCUUCAGCGAGGAGCUAACCCAUUUCUACAUCGCCGAGCUGACGUGCGCUGUCGAGAGCGUGCACAAGAUGGGCUUCAUCCACCGCGACAUCAAGCCAGACAACAUCCUGAUCGACCAAGACGGCCACAUCAAGCUCACAGAUUUUGGCUUGUGCACCGGUUUCCGUUGGACCCACGACUCCAAGUAUUACCAGAGCGGUGAUCACGUGAGGCAGGACAGUAUGGAUUUCAGUAUGGAGUGGGAGGACCCGUCAAACUGCCGCUGUGGUGAUCGACUCAAACCGCUGGAGAGACGGGCAGCGAGACAGCACCAGCGCUGCCUGGCACACUCCUUAGUAGGCACGCCAAACUACAUCGCCCCGGAGGUGCUCUUGCGCACAGGCUACACGCAGCUAUGUGACUGGUGGAGCGUGGGCGUGAUUCUGUACGAGAUGUUGGUUGGUCAGCCUCCGUUCCUGGCUACGACUCCUCUGGAGACUCAAAUGAAGGUGAUAAACUGGCAGACGACGUUGCACAUUCCCCCUCAGGCCAAGCUGAGCGCCGAGGCGUCCGACCUGAUCGUGAAGCUGUGCCGCGGUCCCGAAGAUCGUCUGGGCAAGAACGGUGCGGACGAGAUCAAAGCGCACGCCUUUUUCCGGAGCGUAGACUUUAGCGUGGACAUGCGGCAGCAGCCGCACCCGCCGCCCCACGUGCCCAAGAUCGCCCACUGCACCGACACGUCCAACUUCGACCCCGUGGACCCUGACAAGCUGUGGAGCGACGACGGCAACCACAACGACACGCUGAGCGCCUGGUUUAGGAACGGCAAGCACCCGGAGCACGCGUUCUACGAAUUCACCUUCCGCCGCUUCUUCGACGACAACGGCCACCCGUACAGCUGCCCCAAGCCCAUCGAAUACGAGGAGUACAGCGAGGAAGAGGGGGAGGAGCCUCAGAGACAAACCCAUGGACAGGGGCGGGGCCUUGUAUACGUUUAGCAUUUUUAUUUACACUACAAGGAAAACAACACUAUUGUAUGUCAGAGCAGGGAUGGGGGUCUGGUGGGAACUCUGUGUGUGUGUGUGUGUGUGUACAGAAUUUUUAACAGUGUAUAUAUUGACUGGAUCAUAUUUAGAUGAUUAAUUAAGUGUGUGUGUGUGUGUGUGUGUGUGUGUGUGUGUGUGUGUGUGUGUGUGUUCAGCCUCCCACCUGUUUGUUGAGGUACGAUCUCAAGGCUGUAGUCGCGUUCUAAUUUAUUUCGAGUCGCACUUCGACCGGUGCCGUCCGAACAAACGAGGAUCGACAGAAUCGCGUCUUUCCGACGCCAUUCAAAGCCUUAAUUUAUUAAAACCCUCGUGCAAACCAAGGACUCGCUCCAGCGGGGGAAAAAAGACGAGCUCAACCCGCGCCUACGUCGCCAACGUCUCGUUAAUUUACGAUCGAGUGGAUCUCUUUCUCAAUGCUGGUCCAGUCCUCUUCAGGGAUAGGUGGAAUCGUUCUCUUUUUCUAUCACCGCACCUUUUUCCUUUUAGACUCUUUACACGAGGGGGAAGUAGCAUCUUUAGUCAUCAGAACUGACAGCUAGACGAAUCGUAGCGCGUCGUGCGAAUUAGCCUUUAUUUUGUGCAUUUUCUAAUUUAUACACUCGAAUGUAUUUAUAAAUUAUGUAGUGUACAUUUUUUUGUACAUUUCUCUUGUUGGUGUAGGAAAUAAAUCCGAUGGGGCAAGUUCCCUUCCUCUCA